This is a messenger RNA of Xyrauchen texanus (razorback sucker), 3546 nucleotides long. It is a transcript of the gene hyi, whose product is annotated as hydroxypyruvate isomerase. The record is from RefSeq and is a predicted model, not a curated record. Gene Ontology annotation, biological process: glyoxylate metabolic process. Gene Ontology annotation, molecular function: hydroxypyruvate isomerase activity. Bases 85 to 900 code for a protein of 271 amino acids. The transcript is spliced from 8 exons. NCBI's taxonomy places the organism in Eukaryota, Metazoa, Chordata, Actinopteri, Cypriniformes, Catostomidae.
UGGACUUUGAACACAGUUAGUUAUUAGUUCUGCUGUCUGUCGCUGAUACAGCUUAUUUGGUCUGUUCUGCUGCAGAGGAUUAUAAUGUAUAUGUUAAAGUUUUGUGCCAAUAUCUCGUGGCUCUUCACGGAAUUCCCGGAGUUCACGCAGCGGUUGCGGGCUGCGGCGUGUGCGGGAUUUCAGGCGGUCGAGGCGGCGUGGCUCUACGACACUGACCUGAGCGAGUUAAAAACAGUGAAGGAUGAAACGGGACUUGAGUUUGCACUUAUAAACACGCCCCCAGGAGAUUUGAAGAAUGGAGAUUUGGGAUUGGCUGCUGUUCCCGGAAGAGAGAAGGAAUUCAGACUUGGAUUGGAUUUGGCACUACAGUACGCUAAAGCCCUGGACUGCAGAAGGAUUCAUUUGAUGGCGGGGAGGGUGCCUGUUGGGACAGACCGUGCUGUUAUUGCCAUGGAGAUGGAGGACACCUUUGUGCAGAACCUGAAACAUGCUGCAGGUGUGCUCUCAAAGGAAGGAAUCCUUGGAUUGAUUGAGCCAAUCAACACCAGAAUAACAGAUCCACGAUAUUUCCUUGACUCUCCACACCAAGCCGCGGCUAUUCUACAGAAAAUUGGCCAUCCAAACAUCAAACUACAGAUGGACCUUUACCACUGGCAGAUCAUGGAUGGCAACUUAACAGAAAAUAUACGGAAAUACUUACCCAUGACAGGUCACAUCCAGAUCGCUCAGGUUCCACAUCGUCAUGAACCAGACAGUGAUGGAGAGGUGAACUUCUUGUAUCUCUUUAAACUGCUGGAGGAGCUGAACUAUCAGCACUACAUUGGCUGUGAAUACAAACCACUGGGUUCCACGGAGGCGGGGCUGGAUUGGGUCAGAACAUACUGGAACAGACACAACUGAUGACUGAUUUCACUUGCGUCCAAAUUUUACAGCUUUUAGCAUUUGAGCAUUUCCUAAUUGAGCGCAAGAGUGCCUGUCCACUUUUUCAGCUGUCUUUGUUCUGGAAGAAAUUUUCCCAUUAAUUUAUACAUAAUUACAGUUCUAACCAAUGAACCAAACCAACUAGCUUUGAGGUGAAUCACAAACAACAUAUUUGAAAAUCAGACAAAAAGACCAAGGUACAAGAGUGUGGGAAUGACAUUCAUUUACAUAAAGCAUUUCGAAUAAUGAACGAAUAAAAAAAAAAAAGGAAAACUACAAAACGGUUGACUUAAAGUUUUUGAUAAUAAGUACAGAAACAAUAUCUCUUAAUAGUUUGCGAGUGUAGGGAGAGCAACUCGUUGGUAUAUUCACAGAGCAUCAUGGAAGUUUGCAGUCAUUGCAGAGCUCUUUGGGUGUGCUUUGUUGUAGCGAUUCUCUGAUUGGUGGAUUUCCCACCCCUGAGGAUCAUGUGUAGAUUAUAUAAAAUAAAAAAAGGUUUGAAAAACACUAUUUGAUGGCUUCAACAAAAGCAUAUACCAUUGAUUUACAACUUCUGAGCUCAUUUACCAUAAAAUCGUCUUUGAUGGUUUACAAGUUAGAAUUAAAAUUGAAUUUCCAUAUGGAGAAAAUAAAUGAGAUUUUCUUACUUAUAGGGCCUCUAGGCACCUACAAAUUAAACUAUCUUGAAAUAUCUCAGGUUUAAAAUUUAGUUACUGACUUCAGUUUCCAACAGUUAUCAAUCUAUCAGUUGUACAUGUUUUUUGUUUUCAAAGCAUCGCAAACUUCAACACUUAAAACUUUUUUGUAUUUUUUUUAUUUAUUUAUUUAUUAAGGACCAUGUACAAUUUCAAACAUAAAUGUUGCCAUUUGAUGCAUUGUACCAGAGUUAGCCGUAGGCUAUUUUACAUCUGCAGUCCCCUGGCAGGGUACAAUAAAAACAAACUCACCCACCCCUCACCCCCAUCCCCUACAUGCAUACAAAAAAACACAUUUUAUCAACACCACAUCAGCUUCAGUGAGUACAGAUUUGAGUGGUCUUCAGAAAGGUUUUCAGUUCUGACUUAAAACUCUUGAUGGAAUUGCAGCUCUUUACGUCAUUCGCUAUUGCAUUCCACUGUGUAGUGGCUUUGUAAGAAAAAGCAGAUUGUCUAAAGGUUGAACGACAGAAGGGUAUAAUCAAAAAUGGAAGCUAUUCUGGUAGAUUUUACUGAAGUUACAGGGCGAUUGCAAACAAAAACCAAUAAACAAGCAGGGGCCAGGCCGUGUAGAAUCUUAUACACUAGAGUCAAGUUUGAAAAGAGUCUAAAAUUUUCAAAACUCAAUAAAUUAUGUUUCUCUAAGAUCUUGCAAUGGUGAUAUUGGAAUGGCUUUUUAUCAAGGAUUUUUAUAGCUUUCUUGUAUAAUGAUUCUAAAGGUCUAAUGACAGAUUCACUGGCCUGUCCCCAACAGGUGAUACAAUAUGAAAUAUGUGAAAAAAUUAAGGCAUGCAUAAAUAUUUUGGCUACAUCCAUAGGGAGGAACAAUCUAAUCUGUCAAAAGUUUGCCAAAUUGUAUUUUAUAGUUUUUGUCAUUUUCUUAAUGUGUUUCUUAAAAUUGAAAUUUGAAUCUAAAAUGACACCAAGAUAUUUAAAUUCAGUUACUAUGUCAAUUGAUUUAUUUUUAAUUAAAAUGUCUGCAAUUUGUGUCUGCCCCUUAGUUUUACUAAAGAACAUACCCUUUGUCUUAUUAAUAUUCAAGGUAAGACAAGAUUGUUCAAGCCAUUCAACAACACCUUGCAUGGCAUAAGUUAAUUUCUCAGCUGCUAGCUGAGCAUUUUUUGCAUGUGUGUACAGAACAGUGUCAUCGGCAUAUAAUUGUAUAUCAACUCCCAUUACAGUGUUGUGGAAGAUCAUUAAUAUAAAGACUAAAAAGUAAAGGAACUAAUACAGAUCCAUUGUGUUUUUCAUAUAACUAGAGCGUAAAUCUUUAAUUCUAACACACUGCAUCCUAUUCGACAAGUAGGUUGAGAGCCAUGCUAGUGUUUUGGCAGAAAGAUUAAAUUUAGAGAGCUUAAAAAUAAGAACAUCAUGAUUCACUGUGUCAAAAGCCUUACGCAAAUCCAAGAACACAGCAGCAACAACUCCUCCCUUAUCAAGUUGUGUUCUUUUUCUGUGAAAUGUAGAAUGGCUGUUUCUGUGCAAUAGUUCUUCCUGAAUCCAAAUUGCAUGGAAUUUAAGGCAGAGUUGCAGUUAUUUAGAUGCAUUCUCAACUGCUCUAUGAUAAUUUUUUCCAUGACCUUUGAUAGUACUGGUAAUAUACUUAUCGGCCUAUAGUUACUUGCAUCAUAGCGGUCUCCAGACUUGAAAAUAGGCGAGAUCACUGCAUGCUUCCAGUUAUCAGGAAAGUGGCUUUGAGUAAUCGAAAGAUUAAUUAAAUGUGUAAUUGGGGGAGUUAAAGUAUCUAAGUGUUUCUUAAUUAGCUUAAUAUCCAUAUUAAAAGCAUCUCUACUUUUAGAAUUCUUUAGAGAAUAGAUAAUUUUUUUUACUUGUACUUCAUUAGUUGUCACCAAAUUAAAACCCUGAUCUUUAUUAGUAUGUAUAAUAGGUUCUCUUUUUUUGAAGUGAUUUCCUAACUCAUGGACCAAUU